Molecule: messenger RNA, 384 nt
Organism: Aethina tumida (small hive beetle)
Lineage: Eukaryota; Metazoa; Arthropoda; Insecta; Coleoptera; Nitidulidae
Product: flexible cuticle protein 12-like
Exons: 3
Coding region: 25-342 (105 amino acids)
Cellular component (GO): chitin-based extracellular matrix
Molecular function (GO): structural constituent of chitin-based larval cuticle
Source: RefSeq, a predicted model, not a curated record
GCAGUUCGACAAACUCCAACCAUCAUGAAAGUAUUCGCAGUUCUUUUCGCCGUCAUUGCCGUUUCCGCCGCCGCUUCCCUUGGUGGUCCAGAUGCUGCCGCCGAAAUUCUGAGGAGCGAACUGGACAACAUUGGAACUGACGGCUUCAAAUGGGGCUAUGAGACCAGCAACGGAAUUUCAGCUGAAGAAUCCGGCCAUUUGAUCAACGCCGGCUCCGAAAACGAAGCUAUUGCUGUCCAAGGUUCUUUCAAGUACGUCGAUGCUGAGGGCAAAACUUACACUGUCACUUACAUCGCCGACGAAAACGGUUUCCAACCACAAGGCGAACAUUUGCCACACUAAAUUUUCUGUAAAAUGUGUAAUAUAAAAUAUAAAUUUUAAAUU